AUUCUAGCUUGUGGUUUUCUUUUUGACUGUGUGAAUAUCUACUGCAUGUUUUGUAUCAGAGCUGCAGUUUAUUCUACAGCACACUGAAGAGCGAGAAACUUUUUGGAAAAGAAUUCUAGUUCCCCGGAUUCUUCUCGAUUUCACAGGUGACAGAUUUACUGAUGCAGCUUUGUAGUUUAAUGUUAUCUGAAAUAUUACUGUCUGCAGCUGCCAAUAUAAGUUGUCAAGUUGGAUCUGGAGUUGAGAAACAGGGAUGAAAUGUAGAAGCCUCCUUCUGUUACUUGACAUAUUUAAAGGAUUAUUAGAUUAUUUUUAAAAUGUGUUUUGGCAUCCUUCAAAUCCCACUGUCUGUAUGGCCAAGUUUUUUGUGGUUUUCACUGUAUCUCCAGGCAUUCACUCGAACAUAACUGGUAACAUCAUGCUGUCAUAAUCCUUUUCUCAAAAGAGCUUUCUGUGCUCUAUUGAGCUCUAUUGAAUAUCGAAUCGCCCAAGUUAUGUAUCAGCAGCUCCAUGACUGAGCAAAGAAUUAACAUCUCAUUCAUACACAUGCGCUUUCUCUAAUCCCAGCACUGUGACUCUCACAUGAUGCAGGAAUGAUCAAGAUCUCAGCUAUGCUAUUUUACACUGCUGCUCUCUCACAAGCACUCUCUUCAUCUCUGUGGAGUUUUUCUCCUUCACACUUCUUUAAUAUUGACCAGCAUGCAAGUCAGCACAGAGGGUCCCAUAUCAGCAAGAUGAGCUCCUUUUGGGUUUUGAGGAAGAUUCCUUUUUUCUGGAAGCGAACAUCAAAAAUACAAGAUGACGUGACCAGACCACUCAUAUCAAAGGUAACCACUAGGAAUGGCAUUCAAUACCUGUCUGCAGAUAUCAGCACAGAGAUCCAAACUGAUUCAAACCCUGACGAGGAAACCAAACUGUCAUCCUGGACCUCUCUUUGUUUACGGACCCACAAUUCCUCUGAUCUGACUGACUUUCUGCUGAAAUAUGUGCUCUUCAUUAGCAACCUACUCUUCUCUAUGCUGGGCCUGGCCACCUUAGGACUUAGUUUCUGGGGUCUCGUGAACAAGGAGUCUUUUGCUCAGGAGAAGCUUGAUGGCCUUGGGACUGAUCCCAUGCUGCUUUUCAUUCUUCUGGGUUUGCUGCUUUCAGUGCUCUGUCUGACAGGCUGUGUGGGAGCAGUGAGGGAGAAUCAAUGCUUGCUGCGUACCUUCUCUGCAAUGCUGCUUGUUCUUGUAGCCACUCAGGUCCUGGUGGCCAUCAUGGCCUACAGCCUGCAGGGCUGGAUUACUGAGCUGCUGCGCUCAGCCAUGCUGACAGCCAUGACACGUUACCAGGAUGACCUUGACCUGAGGUUUAUUACAGAUGAGAUCCAGAUCGGUCUGCAGUGCUGUGGGGUGGAUAACUAUCGAGACUGGGAAGUGAAUCAGUAUUUUAAUUGCUCAUCUCCAAGUAUGCAGGCAUGCGGAGUACCUCCGUCAUGCUGCAUGGAUCCACUGGAGAACAGUACAGUGUGGAACUCACAGUGUGGCCUUGGGGCACAGCAGCUGGAUGAGUUUUCUGCUCAGAAUGUGAUUUUCCUGGGCGGCUGCAUUGGCAGUGUUUCACACUGGAUCAACCUGCAUUCUGAGCUUAUUGGUAUGGUAUCAGCUGCCCUGCUAGGAGUCCAGAUCCUCACACUGAUCACUACUACAUGCUUGCUCAACAGGAUCCAAUGGAACAAAACACAAGCAGAAAAGUGUGAAGAAAAACAUGAUUUUAAUGAUGAAUAAAGAAACGUCACUGUCAUUGAGAAAUAAGGUACAAAAUACUAGCAGGUUAGCUGUAUCACUAUGCUGUAUAUUAACUCCUAUUUAUCAUAUUCUGGAUAUGGUUUAUCAUUUCUCCCCAUCAUGUUUCCUGUCCUAUUUUAUUCAUUUUCACUUGUGGUUCAAUCAGCAAGGACAAAUCUUUCAUUCCAAAAACCUGCAGCAAUUGAAUUGGUUAGUAGUACAGCCCUCUUUUUUUUUUUUUUUUAGCUUCAUCCAUUUAAUGUUACAGAAAGAAAGGUACAUGUAUAGGCUUCCAUGAAAAAUAUAAAAUAAGCUUUAUUUAGUGCUCAAGUCAUCCCCAUGCUGCUAAUGAUUGUGGGUCUUGCUUGUCCUCAAGUGCAGAAGCAUCAUAAGGCCAGUAAACACAACAACCACAGCACUAAAGUGAUUUUAGAUAAAACACAUACGACUGCUUGAAGACAUGAAAAUUUCAAAACAUUUACUUUGCAGAAAGGAUUUCUGCUUAAUCAAAUUCAAUCAGGACUGUAACAUUUAAAAAAAAAAAAAAAAGACAGUUUCCCCUACUGAGAGAACUGCUCCUUUAAACAAGAGUGGCACAUGGGACUCACAUUAUGAUAAUAAUGGUCAAAUACAAAGAAAUACUGUAAUUAAAAUAUGUAAGCAUAAUUUAUUUCCAUCACAAAUAUUUUGUUGCAUUCAGAAUCUCAAGAACUACUCAAAGAAAACUUGAACGUAAGCAGAAAUACUGUAGUUUGGUGUAUUGUCCAAUGAAAGUGUACCAAAAAAAAGCUGAAUUUUUUUUUGUACUGAAAUGAAGCCUAGGUAAAGUAAAAUUACAAUAAUGUAUAUGUGUAAUGCUUACUCACUUUUGAUAUUGAAAUUAUACUGUAUGUGGGAGACACUUUUUUGUUUUUUUUUAAUUACCCUUACCCUGUACACACACAACGUUUAACAUUUAUGAACUUACCAAGAUAACACUUGCAGAAUAAAUCCACUAGAGUUAAAGUUUAGAAUCAGUCAGUGCAAUAAACAUACUCUGAAUAAAUAUUUAAAGACAGUGCUUACUUGAGCACUCUCUAAAGCAAUUCCUCAGGCGUUCUUUGGAAAAUGAAGCAUCCUUGGCUUGUUCUACAUGGAACCUUGUUUGAUAGGCAAACACUGUGUUGUAUAAUUCUGCAAAGUAGCUGAAACAGUUUUCCUAGAUGGAUACAUUUUUAAAGUUCUCGAUUUAUUUUAGUGUGUGCACAUGGACUACAUGGCUAUUCACCCUGACUACUUUCACCAUGAUAUAUCUUUCUAGUAUAUCACGAAUAUAUAGUACAGGCAAGUAUUCUUUUCUCAGAUGAUGCCAUACUGAGAUAAUUCAUGCAGCUCCAGAUGACUGAAUGCUUCCCAGGGACAAAUCACAGUGAUAUCUGAAAACGAGAACAACAUCUGUAUGAGACUUUCAGGUCUGUUAUCCUCUUUACAGAGUUAAAAAUUAGGCUUUUAUGUAAUGCCUACCAGUCCCCAAACCUUCCAUUCCAGGAAUUUCAUCACCAAAUCUAUAAAUAAGUGUACAGAGAGAGAGAGAGAACACAAUGCAUUUUCAGUGACUUU
Neoarius graeffei (lesser salmon catfish) is the source of this 3368-nucleotide messenger RNA. RefSeq names its product tetraspanin 10 (gene tspan10). The transcript is spliced from 3 exons. NCBI's taxonomy places the organism in Eukaryota, Metazoa, Chordata, Actinopteri, Siluriformes, Ariidae. The record is from RefSeq and is a predicted model, not a curated record. Gene Ontology annotation, cellular component: membrane. Bases 594 to 1769 code for a protein of 391 amino acids.